AUGUCCACCAGUGGAGGCGGGAAGGAUCUCGACCCAAACCAAGGCGGCGAUGGCACGAAGAAGACGUAUCACAAGCAAGCCACCGGAGAGGCCUGGAAGACUGUUCAAGCCCAUUCCGCGGACCACGAUCUUAAGCUCUACGGAAGUUGCUUUUGCCCAUUCGUGCAUAGGGUAUGGAUCUCGCUCGAGCUCAAACGCCUCGACUACCAGUACAUCGAGGUCGAUGUAUAUCGUAAGCCAAAGUUGCUGCUAGACAUCAACCCACGAGGACUGGUUCCGGCGCUCAGGCAUGGGGAUUGGGGUUGCUACGAGAGCACAGUCCUGAUGGAGUAUCUUGAAGAUCUCCAGCAAGGGCAAGCACUCCUGCCGAAGGACGCUAAGCUACGAGCUUCUUCGAGGUUGUGGUCAGACCACAUCAACCGCAACAUCAUUCCAGCUUUCUACAAGUACCUCCAAGCACAAGAUCCCGAUGAUCAAAUCAAGUUCGCUGGCAACCUCAAGGAGCAUAUUUCGAAAGCUGUAGAUGCAGCAGAUCCUCAGGGGCCAUUCUUCCUCGGCUCCGAGAUGUCAUUUGUUGACGUUCAACUUGCACCGUGGAUAGUACGGCUGGACAAAGUGCUCAAACCAUAUCGCAGCUGGCCAGAUCCGGAGCCUGGUAGCCGCUGGGAGAAGUGGGUUCGUGCUGUUGAAGACAGCGAGCCUGUGAAGAAAACGACGAGUGACGAUGAGCUGUAUUUGGACAGCUACGAGAGGUACGCUGAAAACAGGCCAAAUACAUCACAAGUACGGGAGGCCAUCAAUUCGGGCGGAGGCUUGCCAUAG
Fulvia fulva is the source of this 822-nucleotide messenger RNA. RefSeq names its product Glutathione S-transferase U17. Lineage: Eukaryota; Fungi; Ascomycota; Dothideomycetes; Mycosphaerellales; Mycosphaerellaceae. The record is from RefSeq and is a predicted model, not a curated record. The transcript has a single exon. Gene Ontology annotation, molecular function: glutathione transferase activity. The coding region runs from base 1 to 822 and encodes 273 amino acids. Gene Ontology annotation, cellular component: cytoplasm.